AUGCGGUCCAGCUGGCGGAUUUGCAGGCACCGUUGGCUCCACAGCCAUGUCGGUGACCAGCAGAUGACCACCAAUGGCGCUCGACCGCACCGGUCGAAUGGACUUCAAUGGCCGGCAAUACACCACGCCGGCCGCACCGGUCGCCUUCGACAAUUUCACGCCGCGCACCGGUCAUCCGCAGCCGCUGACCGUCGAUUAUCGGUCGUCGCAAUCGGGUUCGAUCUUCCGGUCAACUCUGCGCACCCAGACGGCAAGGCGGUGGGCCUGUUGCUGUCGGGCGUAAGUCGGUGGGCGAGACGGCCUGAUCACCGCGUCCUUCCGAACGGCGAGACUGCCGCUGGGCAAGGUGCGGUGGCGAAUUUUCGUCAACAUGCCGGCCUGCGCCGAGGAACAGCCAUUGGGAAGCGACCGGCGAUGUCGGGGGCGGCCAAGUUCGGCACCGGCCAUGAGGCGCGUACGGCGCGAUCCGGUCGAGCACGAUCGAGGAUCGAACGCCCACAUCACCGAGGAACUGGUCAACUUGAUCGCGGCGCAGCGCAAAUUCCGUGCGAACGCCAAGGCGCUGAUACCGAGCCAGAUCUCGCAGACCAUCUUUUAACAUCCGCAGCUAAGCGAAUGGUCGGGUAA
Acanthosepion pharaonis is the source of this 627-nucleotide messenger RNA. The record is from the annotation of a GenBank genome assembly. Lineage: Eukaryota; Metazoa; Mollusca; Cephalopoda; Sepiida; Sepiidae.